AUGGCCGCCAAUAGUUUGACUAUUGAAACAUGGACGGAAUAUGGCAUUGGCAUGCUUUUCUUGUCUGUCCGGCUAUACGCCCGACUGUUUGUGGGAGGCCUUGGGGGACUGCGACUUGACGAUGCUUUUGCUGUUGCUGGAAUGAUAUUCUGGACUAUGCAAACUGUGAUCAUCCAGCUUUUAGGGAUUUUCGGCAACAAUAUUGGAUUAAAUGAGCAAACAGCUUUACUUGUUCCCGACAGCAAGGUUCCUGACAUGAUUCUGGGCUCCAAACUGGCAUUCAUGAAUUGGAUAUGGUAUAUCUGCUAUAUCUGGUGUUUAAAAGGCGUUCUUCUAUGCCUUUACUGGAAACUCACACAAGGAACAUGGCAUCGGCACCUUGUAACCGCAGCAUCAGGCUUUUGCAUCGUUACCUGGCUAGUCUGCCUACUCACCCACAUCUGCCUCUGCACACCAGUCACUCAAAACUGGCAGAUUAAACCCUACGCAGGAGACAACUGCACUCUCCGCAGUCCCCUGUACAUCGUGAUCGCAACCUUCAACGUCCUAUCCGACAUCUGCAUAAUCCUAAUCCCCAUCCCGAUUCUCGCCAAGCUCCAAGUCCCACUGCAGCGCAAAUUGAUCCUCGUCCUGAUGUUCUCAUCGGGAAUCUUCAUUAUGAUCUGCACAGUCCUCCGCGCCUACUACUCCCUCUCCUCAAUAACCAAUCUCGGCACAGCACUGGGCUGGGCAGAUCGGGAAUGUUUCGUCGCGGCAAUCGUCGUCUCAUUACCUGGUAUCAAGCCACUGUUCCGAAACACAAGUUGGCUUGGUUCGUCGAAUCGCAAGAACUCCAAGAAUCCUUACUAUAGAAGUGAUGGGUAUAAUGGGUUUGGGUCGAAGGCUUCUGGGAAUACGAAGACUUUUGUUACUUCGCGUUCGCGGAAGAGUGGUGGUUUCGAGCUGGAUAGUGUUUUGAACACUAAGGGUGAUCGACUCUCGGAGACGGGCAGUGAAGAACAUAUUCUUGAUAGCCAUAUGGGGGCUGAGAUUCCUGUUUCCCCGGGCCGAGACAAGAUGGCUAUUAGGGUGACGACGGAAUAUGCGCUUGAGAGUGAGCAGGGAGCAUCGGUUCAUUCUAGACCUCCGGUUUGA
This is a messenger RNA of Penicillium salamii, 1134 nucleotides long. NCBI's taxonomy places the organism in Eukaryota, Fungi, Ascomycota, Eurotiomycetes, Eurotiales, Aspergillaceae. The record is from the annotation of a GenBank genome assembly.